AUGUUUAACACAUGGAUUGUUAUUCUUGCUUCAGUCCAGCCAAACCUAAAGAGAAAAAAGAAACUUCUGCUUUUGAUUUCUUUGAUUCUACUUCAGUUGAAAGGGAAUCCAGGAAAACAUUUGCCAAAAGAGAAAACAGGUGAAUAACUAACUACUCUUGUUUUGCCCACAAUUUUUUUUUAAAGAAAAAAUCAGGCAUCCUGUGUAUUGUAAACAGUACUUCAUGCAUCAUGCAUUGAACAGGGAAAACUUUAAACCUCACCAUACCUUGCCUUUCUGUAAAAUUCAUGCAUCAUGUGUUAAUUUUUGGCUUAAUCAAGCAUUCCUUGUAGGUAGAUGCUCUGCCAAUCUGUUAUAGUUGUGUCAGAAUGAACUACAGUGAACACAUACCAUGUCACAAAAUUAAUGGGUAGUGACCAAUUGAGGAAUAGUUUUGGCAAAAACGACACUAUGGACCCCCUCCUUUGGCGUCUAAGAUAUUUAAUAACACAGCCACAUGUGCCUGAUGAGUUUUAGUAUCCUCAUUACCUAUUGGCUGGAUAAUGUAUGGAUAUUCUCGGGAGAAGUUACAUGUUAAUUUCUUCUGGUAGUUAUAUUAUUAUUAUCUCUCAAAGCUCUUUAUAGUUUGUUUUCCAUCCUUUUGAAUUUUAAUGAGAGAUGCAAGACAAAGGAAAAUGAAGAUUAUUAGAAUUAAGGCUUAUUUGGAAAAUCUGCAGAUACAGUUUAUUGAAAAAAUGCUUUGAUUAACUCUUUUACUUCCAAGAUCUCAGUAGUAAUUCUCCUUAAUGUCUGUUAUACAAGUCUUGUAAUGUUAGUGUAAUGAAUUUGGUCUUGGAUCAACUAAUAAUCCCCUCACCGAUAUUUGUCUUUAUUCUCAUCAUUUGUCUGCAUGAUAUUGUAUUGAUAUUGUAAGGAGAAGUUCUGUCUUAGUCACUCAUGGGAGUUAAAGGGUUAAACAAAAAAAUGUAUUUUAUCCUUUUACUCUCAGUUGUUGUUCAAAUGUUGGUUCAAUGUCAGUAUCUGAGAAACUGCCUACCUACCCCUCCCCUAAGCCAACAUUAACCCUUACUUGCUAUCAGUUGAUGGUUUUUUGGGUUAGGGGAGGGGUAGGUGCACACAUGCUUAUAUUGACCCCAAAUGUUUAUAGUGUAGCUACAGAGUUUUUUACUUUUUUGCCAUUUAUAACUUUUCAGUUUGGACAGUGUUAAGAGGCCUUCAAGGGAAGAAUUAAUUAUUUGUCUGCUCAUCUUGAAUCAUUCAUGCACAUGAUAAUUUAUUUUUUAGGGAGCAUAAAACUGUUUGGAUGGACUGACAUUAUUUUGUUAUUACAGGAGUCUUGGAAAGUAUUGAGAGAGAGGAAGCUGCUGAUUUGAUAAAAAGAUAUGGUGGAAAAGUUACCCAAUCAGUGAGCAAGAAAACAAGUUAUUUCAUGGGAUGGGAUCCUGGAGAGAGUAAACUUUCUAAGGUACUGUACAUUGUAAUGCACAGCUCAAAACAGGAAAAAAAAAUGAAAAAGCACUUGAACACCAACACAUAAGCUGCACCUUUUUCCCUAAAUUUUCAUAACAAAUCUGGGGUGUGGCUUACUGAGAAAAUACCAGGGAAACUUGCCACAAAUUUGCAUAAAUAAACACAAUUCAUUGAUGAUGACAAUGAGAUUUCAUAGGAGCCAUAGACUAUAAUAUAAUUUGUUCAUCUUCAUUUCCUUUCUUCCAUCUAUGGGUUUGUCCAUUUUUCCAUCCUGUCAUUUGUCUAGCAGUCUGUCUGUGUCUGUCUAAAGGGGGUAAAUUUUUCAAUAAACUGUGGUGCUGCAUCAUUGGGGAGAUUAACAAGAUAAUGUGGUUUUAUCAACUGAGUUGAGAAUUUAGAUUGGCCUUCCUAAAUAGUUUCUAAAACUAAUGUUUCAAGCACUAGCCAUCUGCUCUGACAAAGGGCUAAAGCUUGCAAUGUCAGCGUUAGAAACUCUUUUUGGUGGCAAAUUUACAGUAUCACUCAGUUUGUCUGUCUGUCUGUCUGUCUGUCUGUCUGCUCUUUUGUGUGUGUACAUUCAUCCAAUUACUCUCUUUCUAUCUGUCACUCACUCUGCUCUUUCCCUCUGUCCAUUCACCCACACCUCAGUUUUACCCUAAAUUCCACCUUUGAGUUCAUCUGUUGGUUCAUGUAUCUGUUCCUCCACCUGUAGACUUGUUUGUGUCACUUAAACUGAAUUACAAGACAGUAUAGUUUUUGUUUAAUCCUUUACACCCUAACAUCAGUAUGCAUAUUCUCCAUACUGUUCUCUAUACAUUUCCUAAUGUGCUGGUAAGGAGAAUUUGUUGAACAAUCAAGAGGUUCAUCAGUUGAUGAUCAUUUGCUGCAUUCUCAUAACCUUAAUGUUUGUUUCAGGGCUGAUAUUGAAAGGAGAAAUUAGAUGUUAGUCAGUCUCAGGGAUUAAAGGGUUCAUCUACAUAAGAUUUUGACAGUAAAGGUCAUUUUGUUUUUGUGCAGGAGAACCAAGUGUGUUAUGGGUGGACAAAUAUCGGCCUCACGCAGUGAAGCAGAUUAUUGGUCAGCAGGGUGAUAAGAGCAACAUGAGAAAGUUGAUGAACUGGCUGAGAGACUGGGGAA
Molecule: messenger RNA, 2607 nt
Organism: Pocillopora meandrina
Lineage: Eukaryota; Metazoa; Cnidaria; Anthozoa; Scleractinia; Pocilloporidae
Source: the annotation of a GenBank genome assembly